This is a messenger RNA of Fusarium sp. VM40, 417 nucleotides long. Lineage: Eukaryota; Fungi; Ascomycota; Sordariomycetes; Hypocreales; Nectriaceae. The record is from the annotation of a GenBank genome assembly.
AUGAAGACCGGUUUCGUUGCCUUUAUCCUCGCCGCUGCGGCUCCCCUUGCCCUGGCUGCUCCUUUCCACCCUCCUGGCUUUGGAGGCUUCUUCCCUCCCCCCACCAACGGCACUCAGCCUGGUAACGGUCAAGUCCCUGGUGCCCCCGGAGCAUCUGGAGCACCAGCACCUCCAGCACCCGGAAUGCCUGGUGCAUCUGGAGCCCCUGGUGGACCUGGUGGUUGGUUGCCUGUCCCUCCUCCUUCUGGCGGUCAGCCUGGCGGACCUGGCGGUGCUACCCCUACUCCUCUACCUGUCAUCCCUACUCCUCCUCCCUCUGCCCCCAUCUUCACUCCUCCUGCUGUCCCUGGGGUUCCCUCUCCUGCUCCCACCGAGCCUGUUGUGGCCCCCACUCCCACCCCUUUUGCUCGCAAGUAA